AUGCGCAGUAGCUGUAGUUUUGUUCGAAGUGAAGUGCUGCCUGGAACUGCCCUUACAAGCUGCAAAGUCGUCCACAUUUGAGUUUAACGCCACAUUUUGUACAUUUCCUUGCUCUCUAUGCAUCGGGGAGACCAUGUUAGGUCAUCACUAUCCCAAUGCAGACAAGUCGCAACAACUGGUCAAUUAUGUGGAGGAUUAUCUGGAAUGUGUGGAGUCCCUGCCUUUGGACGUACAAAGAAAUGUUUCCCUCCUACGGGAAAUUGAUGCAAAGUAUCAAGAAGUGUUAAAGGAGGUGGAUGAAGUGUUCGAGAAGUACAAAGGAGAGCAGGAUGCUGCCCAGCGGAAGCGCCUGCAGGUCCAGUUGCAGCGUGCGCUCAUCGUCAUCCAGGAGCUGGGUGACGAGAAGAUCCACGUGGUGACCCAGAUGAAUGAGUUGGCAGAGAACCGCUCACGCCAAAUGGACUCCCACUCCUUGUGCCUCCAGGAACCCUGUGACCUCGAGCACCUGGUGCCGGAGCGGCGUCCCAACCUACAGGAGACCUGUGCUCCUGAACGCACCUCGGCCCGCCGCCCGCGACGCCAACGCAACAGUGAAAGCCGGGACUCCAGCCACCCGUCAGCAAAUGGGUCUCUCGUGGAUGACCCCAUGGAUGAACUGUCCAUCCCGCCUCCCAGAGAGAAGAAGUCCAAAUCUGCCAAGAAGAAGAAGCGCAAGGCAAAGCAGGAGCGAGACACUUCACCGGUGGACUUUGCUAUUGACCCCAAUGAGCCCACCUACUGCCUGUGUGAGCAGGUGUCUUAUGGGGAAAUGAUUGGCUGUGACAAUGACCAGUGCCCCAUUGAAUGGUUCCACUUCUCCUGUGUGGCACUGACCUAUAAGCCUAAGGGCAAAUGGUACUGUCCCAAAUGCAGGGGGGACAGUGAAAAAACCAUGGACAAAAGCCUGGACAAAAACAGAAAGGACCGUCGGUCGAGGUAGUGACCCACUUUCUGGUUUCAGUCCCAGUGUCAAGACUAUCACUUGUAGUCAAUUAGUGUACAUGAAGAAGAGCACAAUCAAACAGAGGAAGCAACAUGCUUCCAUUUUCAUGAAGCUAUUUGUUUUAGUCGAGUUAUCCUUUAUUUUGACAUUAAAUAAUCAAAUUAAAACAUCUCUUUUCAAGCUCA
Molecule: messenger RNA, 1167 nt
Organism: Nerophis ophidion (straightnose pipefish)
Lineage: Eukaryota; Metazoa; Chordata; Actinopteri; Syngnathiformes; Syngnathidae
Gene: ing2
Product: inhibitor of growth family, member 2
Exons: 2
Coding region: 134-979 (281 amino acids)
Biological process (GO): positive regulation of DNA-templated transcription
Cellular component (GO): nucleus
Source: RefSeq, a predicted model, not a curated record